AUGGUCGGGAGAGUUCAGCCUGAUCGGAAACAGUUGCCGCUGGUCCUACUGAGAUUGCUCUGCCUUCUUCCCACAGGACUGCCCGUUCGCAGCGUGGAUUUUAACCGAGGCACGGACAAUAUCACAGUGAGGCAGGGGGACACGGCCAUCCUCAGAUGUGUUGUAGAAGACAAGAACUCGAAGGUGGCAUGGUUGAACCGUUCUGGCAUCAUUUUUGCUGGACAUGACAAGUGGUCUCUGGAUCCCCGAGUUGAGCUGGAGAAGCGCCAUUCUCUGGAAUACAGCCUCCGAAUCCAGAAGGUGGAUGUCUAUGAUGAAGGUUCCUACACAUGCUCAGUUCAGACACAGCAUGAGCCCAAGACCUCCCAAGUUUACUUGAUCGUGCAAGUUCCACCAAAGAUCUCCAACAUCUCCUCGGACGUCACUGUGAAUGAGGGCAGCAAUGUGACUCUGGUCUGCAUGGCCAAUGGCCGCCCUGAACCUGUUAUCACCUGGAGACACCUCACACCAACUGGAAGAGAAUUUGAAGGAGAAGAAGAAUAUCUGGAGAUCCUUGGCAUCACCAGGGAGCAGUCAGGCAAAUAUGAGUGCAAAGCUGCCAACGAAGUCUCCUCAGCGGAUGUCAAGCAAGUCAAGGUCACUGUGAACUAUCCUCCCACCAUCACAGAGUCCAAGAGCAACGAGGCCACCACAGGGCGACAAGCUUCACUCAAGUGCGAGGCUUCGGCGGUGCCUGCACCUGACUUUGAGUGGUACCGGGAUGACACCAGGAUAAACAGUGCCAAUGGCCUUGAGAUUAAGAGCACGGAGGGGCAGUCCUCCCUGACGGUGACCAACGUCACUGAGGAGCAUUAUGGCAACUACACCUGCGUGGCUGCCAACAAGCUGGGGGUCACCAAUGCCAGCCUAGUCCUUUUCAGACCUGGGUCGGUGAGAGGAAUAAACGGAUCCAUCAGUCUGGCUGUACCACUGUGGCUGCUGGCGGCAUCGCUGCUCUGCCUUCUCAGCAAAUGUUAAUAGAAUAAAAAUUUAAGAAUAAUUAAACACACACACACACAAAAAUGUCACACAGGAUACAGAGAGAGAGAGAGAAAGAAAGAGAGAAAGAGAGUGUGUGCCAGAUGGGGGGAGACCAUUUAUUUCACAAUUUUGUGUGUUUAUAAAUGAGGGGAAAUAAUGCAAAUGAAGAAACAGAGACAACAUUUUAAACGAUUUUAAAGUCCAUCAAUAAAAUAUAUGUAUAAUUCAGAGUGGGGAAAAAAAUUCUACUAGGAUGUGUGUGUAUCUACUAAGCAAAUGAAGGCUAGUGUAAAGACACCAUCAUGCUAAAGACAUCCAAUGUUGUAAAAAAAAAAACAAAACAAACAAAACAAAACCAACAACAAGAAGUACCAGUUGGAAAUUAAGCAAAUCCCCACACACUUUAUCCUUCCUUCCUUCAUCUUU
This is a messenger RNA of Perognathus longimembris pacificus (Pacific pocket mouse), 1446 nucleotides long. RefSeq names its product limbic system associated membrane protein (gene Lsamp). NCBI's taxonomy places the organism in Eukaryota, Metazoa, Chordata, Mammalia, Rodentia, Heteromyidae. The transcript has 7 exons. The record is from RefSeq and is a predicted model, not a curated record. Gene Ontology annotation, biological process: homophilic cell-cell adhesion. Gene Ontology annotation, cellular component: plasma membrane; neuron projection. Bases 1 to 1017 code for a protein of 338 amino acids.